Topomyia yanbarensis is the source of this 2033-nucleotide messenger RNA. RefSeq names its product leucine carboxyl methyltransferase 1-like. The record is from RefSeq and is a predicted model, not a curated record. Gene Ontology annotation, biological process: C-terminal protein methylation. NCBI's taxonomy places the organism in Eukaryota, Metazoa, Arthropoda, Insecta, Diptera, Culicidae. The transcript has 6 exons. The coding region runs from base 118 to 1101 and encodes 327 amino acids. Gene Ontology annotation, cellular component: cytosol. Gene Ontology annotation, molecular function: protein C-terminal leucine carboxyl O-methyltransferase activity.
GUCAAAAAUGAUCAAAACAAAAAAAAAUCUUGUCAGGGAACGAAGGUCGCUCCUAAUUCAUCUAAGCCUUGCCAGUCCUGUAUAGAUACACCGUAGGAUACCGUCACUGCUGAACGUAUGGAACCGCAAGUGUUUCAUCCUUGUGAUGAAGCGGUCAUAUCGACCAACGAUGAUGCCAGCAACUGCAAACGUUCCGCCGUCAAGAUGGGCUACUGGAAGGACGAAUACCUUGGAUAUUUCGUGCGCAGCCCCGAUCGAAAGGCUCCCGAGAUAAACCGGGGCUAUUUUGCACGGGUCAAGGGUAUCGAGAUGUGCAUCGAAAAGUUUUUCAAGAAAACCGGCGAUAAGUGCCAAAUCAUUAACCUCGGCUGCGGUUUCGAUACUUUAUACUGGAGAUUGCGUGAAUCGGGCCACAUGAUAACCAACUUUGUGGAGCUAGAUUUCCCGGCAGUAACAUCACGCAAAUGCUACCAGAUCAAGCGUAACAAGAUCCUGUUAGAAAAGAUUCACGUCGAAGACGGCGAAGUUCGACUGAGUCCGACCGAUCUGCACUCCAGCAACUAUCACAUUGUCGGUGUCGACUUGCGAAAUAUUGACGAAGUGGCUAUCAAAAUGCAACAGUCUGAGGUGGAUUUUAGCAUCCCAACCAUCUUCCUAGCCGAAUGUGUGCUGGUGUACAUUGAACCGCAAAAUAGCAGCAACCUGCUGAAAUGGUUUGCCUCCAACUUUCAGUCGGCCGUGUUUGUCAACUACGAGCAGGUUAAUAUGAACGACCGCUUCGGUGAUGUUAUGCUGAACAAUUUAAGACAGCGAGGCUGCAGCUUGGCCGGGGUUGAAUCCUGCCUUUCGCUAGAUACGCAAAUUUCCAGGUUCUUGAAUUGCAACUGGCACGGUGCACGCGCAUGGGAUAUGGUGCAAAUUUACAACAGCAUCCCGCCAGCCGAACGAGCUCGAAUUGAACGAAUCGAAAUGCUGGAUGAGGCCGAACUGCUGAUGCAGUUGUUCCAGCAUUACUGCAUCUCAGUGGGUUGGAUCGGAGACCUUUUCCAGGAUAUUGAAAUCACCGUUGAGAAACGGCUAUCAUCGUUGAAUAUUGACUAAUCGAGCCGCGGGAAACUCGUUUUGACAGCGACAGGCAGAGAUUAUACUUAUUUAUUUCAAGCUAAAAUUGUUUGAUUAGCUCUAUUUUGUUAUUCUCUAUUAUUAUUAUGCACUUAUAAUGGAGUCAAAAGUCACUAUUAUUAAUAUCUAUAAAAGUCUACCAAAACAUUAAGCCGAUUUCUCUUUCGGAAUUGAUCAAUUACAUAGUAAUUGGAUGUUUGGAAUGGUUCACGCCUUAGUUUAUUGCUUUAGAAAUUAUAUCCUCGUUGAAAGUUGAGUUCAACUACGAGCCUAAAACUGCCGAAACCAAAACGUAGAGCGGCUACCGGUAUGGCGUCGGUCAGAGAACCGCACACGAAAUCGAAUUUCAGACCUUUCAAAUGUGCUGUUUCUACUAUUUAUCAAUGUAGUGUGAUGUUUUACAACAAACAAAAUAAACGUAUUUAAUAUAGCAACAACCAUAGCCAAAAGCUCUCAACCUCGACCCUUUUCGAGACUGUCUUAACUGUAGCUAGAGUUAAACGAAUUAUUACAUCUGCACAUCUAUGUAUCUACGAAAUAGAGUGGCAUUUGCAUCCUGUAGCUGAUUGAUAGAUACAUCACUUCUCGAACAAAUAUUGACACCACUGAUUUCCAGAAACCUUGUUCAUACAUAGCAAAGCUUUUGUUUGAAGUUAAUUAAAAUCGUUUCGUUUAUUUUGUAGUAAUCUAAACAAAUGCAGUACCGGCAUAUACUGCCGCUAGAAGCAUAAUUGUCCCAUGUGUAUAGGGAUUCCCAUAGCACAUGGGACAGUUAUGCUUCUAGCGGCAGUGUAGGUAUCGUCUUCAGUUUGUUCCAGUAAUGGAAACAAUUUCAGAUGAACUGUUUUACCGAACCCAGUCAAAUCCUUAUUGCUCGAUUUAUGAAUAAAGAACAACAUGUAGAAACUUUA